This is a messenger RNA of Babesia ovata, 1302 nucleotides long. Its product is annotated as UDP-galactose. The record is from RefSeq and is a predicted model, not a curated record. Gene Ontology annotation, molecular function: UDP-glucose transmembrane transporter activity; UDP-galactose transmembrane transporter activity. NCBI's taxonomy places the organism in Eukaryota, Apicomplexa, Aconoidasida, Piroplasmida, Babesiidae. The transcript has a single exon. Bases 1 to 1302 code for a protein of 433 amino acids. Gene Ontology annotation, cellular component: endoplasmic reticulum membrane; Golgi membrane. Gene Ontology annotation, biological process: UDP-galactose transmembrane transport.
AUGGCGAUCAAAACACACAUUCGUAUUAUCGGUGCAAAAUCUGUUAAAGGUGCCAUGGAGGGCGGGCAAGCUGAUCGGCGUUCGGGACGGUCGUUGGCAGCGGAGAAAUUAGCUGCCACGAUGGUUUCCCGGGGGAGCGCUAGCCACGAGGAGGAUGACAGCCACCACGGUACCGCCAACGGCCGUUUAGAAUCAAACGGCGGCCGCUACCGAGGGUCGGAAAAGCAAGGGAAAAUGAAGAUUGUCAUCGAGGAUGGCGCCACCAACGCCGAUAUGCGCCGUAAAAUGUUCAAGGACGCCGGGAUGGCAAUAAUGCUUUUCGGCUUAGUGUGCACGUGUUACAUCAUCUACUCGUAUCUGCAGGAGCUCAUGAUGCGCAUCCCGAUUAUGGGCGACAAAAAAUUCGACUACCCGGUCUUCCUCGCCUUCAGCUGCUUCGCAACUAACCUCGUCACGACGUCGGUGCUCAUGGGAGCCAUGCAGCUGAGGCUUAACUGGCGUCACAGGAAGCUGGAUGACUCGGCGGAGCAACCCAAAAGCGUCUUCGAGGAUUUGGACAGGAAAGUAGCAUUCCUGGGAGUGCUCGCAGCCACGUCGAACGUGUUUUCCAUGCUCUCAGCUCUCGCCUCAAUCAAAUAUGUUGGGAUUCCCACCCAAAUCGUCAUUAAGAGUGCAAAAAUGAUACCCGUUCUUAUUGGAGGGUUUGUCAUUUUUGGUAGGAGGUAUCCUGUGUACGACUACGUUGCCGUCUUUGUGAUCACGCUUUGUGUCUUCGGCUUCAACUACUUCAAGCCAAAGGGCAGGAUGGAUGGAGAAAACUCUCUUCUCGGCAUGCUCAUGUGCUUCUUCUCGCUGUUCUGUGACGGUGUCACGGGGCCACUCGAGGACAAGAUGCUUGCCACCAAGGACCUCCACCCCUUCAUGCUGCUUUUCUCCCUCAACUUCUUCGGGUUUCCGCUGGCCACCGCUGCGGUGUUCGUAUUCGAGGGCACGGCUCCGUUCAGGAUACUGCUGCAGAACCCGCAGAUAUGGAUGUACCUGGCGCUUCUCUCCCUCACCGCCAGCAUUGGGCAGGUCUUCAUCGUGGUUUGCCUUAAGUUGUAUGGCAGCCUCUACACCACCCUCAUCACGACGAUCAGGAAGAUUGCAAGCUCCUUGAUAUCUAUCUUCAUGUUCAAUCAUGAUAUGUCGGUAAUGCAGUGGGUUUCGAUGUCAGGGACAUUCGCUACCCUGUUCGUCAGGCAGUUCUUUAAGUACAAAAUGAACACUAAGAACAAAGGCGCGAACGGACACGGGCACUGA